AUGAAUUCACCUAUAGAUUCUAUCGAUACUUUCACUUCAUCUACUAACGUUUUGGAUCCCGAAUCAGCGUGUAGAUUUACUUUAGUCACGCGAAAAGGUCAUCAUCUUCAUUUUCGUACUACUUCACAGGCUAGUAAAUAUGUUUGGCUACAUUUUGUAGCUAAUGCUAUUGCUGAUCAUGAUAUGUCUGGCCAUUUACGUCCAGCAGUGCAGCGACUACGCACGAAUAUCGAAGAUUUUUAUAAAGCCUAUGAGUAUUUCUAUACUGCACUUUGUGCUCGAGUUACGGCUGAUGAAAGGGGGGUACGAAUCAAUACGCCAAUGUCUCCAUCUGCAACCACAUCACAGACUUCUAGUGGAAUUGUGGAUGAAACAACAGACAGAUCAAGUCUCACACUAUCACUUCCAAGCAAAAAAUCAGCAUCAUCGUUUCUAUCAUUUACUCCAAAUCAAUCGCUUACAAAAACUAAUGUAGUAGCUCCAAUGGAUCAUGCACUUGUUCGAUUCUUUUCGCUUUUAAAGUCAGAUGUGAUUGUACGGAAUCCAAUCGCGUUGAUAUCCAUUUCAAUCGCGUUGAUAUCCAUUCAAUCGCCUUGA
Messenger RNA from Plasmopara halstedii, 597 nucleotides. Its product is annotated as cmgc mapk protein kinase. The record is from RefSeq and is a predicted model, not a curated record. The coding region runs from base 1 to 597 and encodes 198 amino acids. The transcript has a single exon. NCBI's taxonomy places the organism in Eukaryota, Oomycota, Peronosporomycetes, Peronosporales, Peronosporaceae.